AUGGGAAGGAAAGUAAAUGGAACAACAUCAACUUUUAUUUGCCAGGGACAUAUUGUUAACACAACUUUUAUUAUUACUACUGCUAGAUGUGGAAAAAAAUUGUUAAGACCACAUAAAGAUGGAGGUGCUAUAUAUAUUACUGAGUAUGGAAAUGAUUUAUCUAUAAUUGGUAAACCAGAAAGAUUAUUAGCUUUUAAUAAUCAAAUUAAAAAAAUUAUUUUUAAUCCAAUGACAUAUGAUUUAGAUACAAUAAAUGAUAUUGCUUUUGUAAUAAUAACAAAAGAUAUAGUUUAUUGUCAAAAUAUGAAUACUUAUCAUCCAAUAUUAGUUAUGACAUCAGAUCAUUUUAAACAAAUGAGUAGAGAUUAUUAUCUUUUAGGACAUGAUGAAUUUCAGAGAGAAUCUAAAUGUUUUAUACGAUCUUGGGGAAGAGAUGAAACAAAUAAAUUUAAUAUGAAAUUACGUGAAAUUCCAGUUCGAUUGUUAGAAACAACAGAACAUUAUAUAUUACUAGAAUCAGAAAUAACUGAAAAUGAUGGUUUUGUUUGUUGGGGUGAUAUUGGUGCUGCAGUUUAUUGUGAAAUUGAAGAAGCUCUUUACAUAUAUGGAAUUGUUUCAUUUUCUGAUGACAUUCUUAAAAGAUCUACAAAAGAUUGCAAAAAAUUAAAAACAUCAAAAAUUCCUUUUUUACAUAGUAAACAUAAUAGAAAUUUUAUUGAUAGUCUGUUUUUCAAUCAUACUUUAGAACUUGAUUUAGUUUUUGGAGAUUGUGACACUAGCUAUAGAUCAAGAUUUAAAAAACAUAAAACAAAAUUUAAUAGAAAGAUUAAAAAAAAUAGACUUUUUUGA
Molecule: messenger RNA, 849 nt
Organism: Strongyloides ratti
Lineage: Eukaryota; Metazoa; Nematoda; Chromadorea; Rhabditida; Strongyloididae
Product: Peptidase S1 domain and Trypsin-like cysteine/serine peptidase domain-containing protein
Exons: 3
Coding region: 1-849 (282 amino acids)
Biological process (GO): proteolysis
Molecular function (GO): serine-type endopeptidase activity
Source: RefSeq, a predicted model, not a curated record